Messenger RNA from Helianthus annuus (common sunflower), 1336 nucleotides. RefSeq names its product probable low-specificity L-threonine aldolase 1. The coding region runs from base 75 to 1154 and encodes 359 amino acids. Gene Ontology annotation, biological process: glycine biosynthetic process; L-threonine catabolic process. Lineage: Eukaryota; Viridiplantae; Streptophyta; Magnoliopsida; Asterales; Asteraceae. The transcript is spliced from 10 exons. Gene Ontology annotation, cellular component: cytosol. Gene Ontology annotation, molecular function: L-allo-threonine aldolase activity. The record is from RefSeq and is a predicted model, not a curated record.
GAGCCAUCUAUUUCCACUUUAUAUCUUCUGUGACGUAAGUAACUCCACUGUGAUCACUUUUUAUCACGCGUCAAAUGGUGACCCGAACGAUAGAUCUGCGGUCGGAUACAGUGACAAAACCGACAGAAACGAUGCGGUUAGCGAUGGCGAAAGCUGAGGUGGAUGAUGAUGUGUUGGUUUAUGAUCCAACGGCUCGACAGUUGGAGAAAGAAAUGGCGCGAGUUACAGGGAAAGAAGCUGCACUCUUUGUUCCUUCUGGGACAAUGGGUAACUUGAUAAGUGUUCUUGUUCAUUGUGAGAUUAGAGGAAGUGAAGUGAUUCUUGGUGAUAAUUCUCAUAUACAUAUAUAUGAGAAUGGUGGGAUUUCAACACUUGGAGGUGUUCAUCCUAGACCUGUUAAGAAUAAUGAUGAUGGGACUAUUGAUAUCGGGUUGAUUGAAAGUUCGAUUCGGAAUCCAGACUUUGAGAUUUGUUACCCGAAGACUAGACUUAUUUGUCUUGAGAAUUCACAUGCUAAUACCGGUGGUCGGUGUCUUUCGGUUGAGUAUACUGAUCAGGUUGGGGAGCUUGCUAAAAAGCAUGGGUUGAAGCUUCAUAUCGAUGGGGCUCGUAUCUUUAAUGCGUCUGCUGCUCUAAAAGUUCCUGUUGAUCGGCUUGUACGGGCUGCUGAUUCAGUUUCGGUGUGUUUGUCAAAAGGGCUUGGCGCACCAGUAGGAAGUGUUAUCGUUGGGACAGAAGCCUUCAUAGCCAGGGCAAGGAUUCUGAGGAAAACCUUAGGGGGUGGAAUGCGACAGGUUGGCGUCUUAUGUGCUGCCGCACUUGUUGCCUUGCAAGAAAAUGUCCCAAAGCUUGUAACUGAUCACAAGAAUGCCAAGACUUUAGCUGAAGGGCUAAACAAAAUCAAGGGUCUGAGUGUGGAUAUAGCUUCUGUGGAGACAAAUAUUGUCUACUUUGAAAUACUAAAGGGGUCACAUAUUACCGCGCUGAAGUUGGGCAAAAUCAUGGAGGAGCAUGGCAUACUUUUGAUGCCUGAUAGCUCAUCCAGGGUUAGAAUUGUGAUUCACCACCAAGUAUCUGCAAGUGAUGUGCAGUACACAUUGUCGUGCAUAAAGCAAGCUAUGACUGGAGUGACGGAUGAAAAUGGCGGUAGCUGAGCUGAGGCGAAUCCACCUCUUUGAAAUAUAAUUUCACUUUCAGUUGUAAAUGUGAUUUGAAUUUGUGUUGAAGUUAGUUUCCUGUUGACAACUUCUUUUUAAAACCAUGCCAUCUAUUGUUUCACUUUAAUACGUUAUCAGUCAUAUAUGCAGUUAUCAGUCAUAUAUGUCGUUGAUGCUAA